ACAUAUCUCAGAUAUCUCAUAUCUCAAAAUUUCUAAUCCUCCAUGGUCUGAGACCGUGGAAGAUGAAGCAGAGAACUUGGCCUGGCCGAUCGGACGGCUCUCGUUUCUCAUCGCUUCCGUUAUCGAAAGCCAACGGUUCAAAACAGUACCUUAAACCCCCCACCGGAAAAGCAUCGCCUCCGAGCCGCCAGAUCCUGUUCCACUCCGACGGCCAUGAUUUAUCGUCUCUCCCGUACGACGUGGUGGCGAAGAUAGCAGGGUCGUUCAGUCUCCGUAACCUUCGUGCUGCGUCGCUGGUGUGCAAGUCGUGGUGCGAGGCGUUCCGGCCGCUAAGGGAGGCCAUGCUGUUCCUGCGGUGGGGCAAGCGGUUCAAGCACGGCCACGGCGGGGUGCGCCCUAACUUGGACAAGGCUCUAGACUCGUUUCUCAAAGGCGCGGAUCGUGGCUCCUCCCUGGCCAUGGUCGAUGCUGGUCUCAUCUACUGGGAGUUGGGCCACAAGGACAAGGCCAUCGGUUUGUAUCACAGAGCUGCCUCGCUUGGCGAUCCAGCUGGACAGUGCAAUUUAGCUAUUUCUUAUUUGCAAGGCGAACCUUCGAAUCCGAAGGAGGCUGUGAAAUGGUUGUAUAAAGCUUCCCUCGCUGGCCAUGUCCGUGCUCAGUACCAACUCGCGCUUUGUCUGCAUCAAGGUCGCGUCGUAGAUUGCAAUAUACAAGAGGCUGCUAAAUGGUAUCUAAAAGCUGCGGAAAGUGGGUAUUUGCGAGCCAUGUACAAUGUCUCGCUAUGCUACUCAUUUGGGGAAGGUUUAGUGCACAGUCAUCGUCAGGCGAGAAAAUGGAUGAAGCGGGCGGCUGAUCGGGGUCACAGUAAAGCUCAAUUUGAGCAUGGACUUGCUCUCUUUUCUGAAGGGGAGAUGAUGAAAGCUGUAGUGUACCUGGAACUUGCUACCCGAGCCGGUGAAAGAGCAGCAGCGCAUGUGAAGAAUGUAAUUCUCCAACAAUUGUCAGCAACUUCACGAGAUCGAGUCAUGCAUCUUGCUGACAAUUGGCGUGCUUUGCCUUCAUCUUGCUAAGCUACAUCAUAAAGGUUAUGAAGAACAUAUGUCCCUCGCUGUUCACUAUCAUUUUCUGCGCUUGGCAUAUUUUAAGUCCAAGCACUGAUUCUAAUCGAACAUUAGGUCUUGCAUUCAGAAUUGGAUGGUUUGAAAUUCCUCAAUUGGAAGGACAAUAACUAACCCCUUAUUUUGUUUGAGUUCUUAGUGGCAUCAUUGAGGAAUCUGUUAGAUGUUCUGUAUCUUCUGAACACUCUCAAACUGUGCUGAUCAAUAUGCAAUGGUUUUUAGACAGCAAUCUGACAGAUUAAGGACCUGUUGAUUGUAAUUAGGAAUGGCUUGCAGCAAAAUAGGAUUGAGCAAAUGACCAGUGAAUUACACUAAAGGUUAUGAUGAUGGCGAUUCAGCAGGUCAUAAAUGAUUCCCUCAAUGUGACUUCUAUAGAUUCUCGAGUCUACAGCCGACUGCAGGGUUAUCAAGAUUCAAGUAUUGUAUAUAAUUCAGAAACAAAAUGAGUAAUUACUUGCCAUAUUGUCUCAAUUACUUUAUUUUUUAUUUUUAUUAUUCUCUUUCGUCCAUGACCAGUGGGUUAAAAAUUAGCAUUUUUAUUUUCACAUUGCAAUAUUGUCUCUAUAGUUGUGCCUGGUGCACAACUUUUCAUAACAGGGAAAAUAUAUUCACUAUAUAGCAACAUACACUUGUUUA
Molecule: messenger RNA, 1754 nt
Organism: Corylus avellana
Lineage: Eukaryota; Viridiplantae; Streptophyta; Magnoliopsida; Fagales; Betulaceae
Source: RefSeq, a predicted model, not a curated record